AUGAUUGUCAACUCUGGUAUAAAACAAACUAAAGGCCUAGUAAAGUAUAUCUAUAUCGAUUUAGGCACUGGAGGUCUUCGCAUGGCCUGUAGUAUCGAAGGCAGCGAAGAUUGCAGAGAAAUCGGAAACUAUCCUGGAGCGCAAGCAGAUACUCCAUCUCUUGUUUCUCAAGCGCCAACAAACAUUAUAUACGAACCAAAUGGCGAUGAACCAGCCAAACCCGUGGCAUUUGGUUACAUUAAACCACACCGUCGUCAAAAACUUGUAUCUGGAGUGAAGAAUGCCCUUCUACCAGAUCCCGAAAGCUAUGGUUAUGCCUAUGCUGCUCUGAUUGAUGUAGCGGAUGAUCUCCACCUGAGAUCUGUGCAGCAGAUCCCAGAAGAAUUCUUGAGGUUCGCCAUCGAGCAUGCGAUCAAGGAAUGCGGUGGGCAGCAGCCUACAAAAGGCUGGGUAUUUUCAGUGCCUCAGUAUUACAAGAUUGAGGAAGUGCAGAACUUUCGAGCAUUGAUUCAAAGAGCAGGUUGUUUUGGUAAUAUAUAUAUCCAUGGUGAAAGCGAUUGUGUUGCUUAUGCAAAUCUAUCAACAAUCGAGGAUAUUGUUAGCGGUACUAAAGAGAGUUUCUUUAAGAAAAAGCAGAACUAUACCAUCGCAGUUGGGAUUUUUGAUCUUGGAGCUGGUACAACUGAUAUAACCACCUUGGAGAUCUGCUUCAAACAUGGAGGACCACCUGCGAUCAACGAAUUGAGUGCCCCUUUAGGCUUUGCGAUUGGAGGGGAUUCAUUUGAUGAACGAUUCAUUGAUCUCUUGCGUGCCAAACUCGAUAUCAAUAUGACUCUAGAUAAAGAGCAGGCCUUCUUUAACCCGUUUGUGAAUCAUUUCCAUCUACAAUCAAAGCCACAAUGGACAACAGAUUUUGAGGAUGAAGAAUAUCCAUUCAGUGUACCGUAUGGAAAAGAUCAAUUUGUAUUAACAAAGGAGGAUAUGACUUGUAUUAUGGAACCACCGAUUGAUGAAACUUGCCGACGCAUCGGCGAGCAUCUUGCUCAAAUAAUUAGACCUUUGGACCUUGUCGUAAUCUCGGGAGGGAAUUCCGAGGUGCCUGGUAUGGUAAAUACCUUGUGCGCUAUGCUUAAAGGAAAGAAUAUCAUCGACGAUGAUCAAAAAGUAAUUCAUUUGGUGGGACAGUCAUUGAACGCGGUAGUUCACGGUCUGCAUUACUGGAUCAAUCAUCCUCAACUAGUCAGAGGUCGAUAUGCUCGCAUGACUCUGGCUCGAGUGAUCAAACAUCAUCGUACAGAGCUUAACCGCCAUAUCAAAGUGCCUGCUGAGGAUGCAAAAUUACCCAAAUUGUAUAAUUGUGCUGAAAGGAUCAUGACUGAGGGAAUCCUUGUUCCAGAUGGCAUUCAGACUGUUGAUAUCUACUUUGAUAUUGAUAUAAAUGCCAAAAAUUUGGACCUACUUCCUAUCGAUAUAUGCAUUCCAAAUAAAGAUGCCGAAACUUACACUUCUAAAACCUGUCUCUGGAAUUUUGCAUCCGAGUGUAGGACUAUAGGUGCUCUUCAUCUAGAAUCAACAAUAACGAAUAUCGAUAUUGGUGCACUUAAAAAAGUUGCUAGAAAAAGGUUGCGUCGACUCUGGCUUCGUUUAAGUAUCGGAGUUGAUAUUGAUAUCAACGUUGUAGUAUCCUGGAGACCCGACGGACGCAAGCUUAAAGAAGACACGGAGUUCUGUUCAACCAAAUUAACUUUGGAAAGUGUGAAUCUAUCUGGCCAAAGAUUAGUGGAUGAGUUUCGCGCUCCAAUACAGCAACGAGAGAGCUCUAAUUCAAACAUUACCAACGAUACCUUGCCGAAUUAUCUUCAAACGUUAAAGGCUGUCGGUGGAAUGAAGACUCAUUCGAAGAAUUUAUUUUCAACAAGCAUUCUUCCUCAUUUAGAUUUCUAUCAUUCUGAACAUGGUGUACACUUUGCUGCUUGGCUACGUGACGAUUCGGGUAAAAUCGGCAAUCAAGAAUCAAUUACACAAGCGGUUCCAUAUUGUCCCGAGAAUCUUAAUCGCAAAAGAGCUUUCUCUGAAACAGAAAUAGGAUAUGAGUAUCCAAUAUCAUCACAAUCAUAUACUACUCCUUACCAAAGUCCUUACAAUAAUUCAUUAGCAAUAAAUCCUUCGUUUCAUUUACCUUCGAUCUCGCAUCAGAGUAUACUGUCAUCAUCUACAGCCACAACACUUGCACCGUCAUCUUCGAGCAAUCCUCUAUAUCAUCGUCACCAAAUAUCAUCAUAUCCACCCCAAUCAUCAUACCCACCUCAAUCAUCUGAUAUUUACGAUGAAAAUACAUUGGUUAAUCCACGGGAUCUUUCAUUUAACCACAAUCCUACUAACUGA
Messenger RNA from Sclerotinia sclerotiorum 1980 UF-70, 2385 nucleotides. RefSeq lists its product as hypothetical. The record is from RefSeq and is a predicted model, not a curated record. The coding region runs from base 1 to 2385 and encodes 794 amino acids. NCBI's taxonomy places the organism in Eukaryota, Fungi, Ascomycota, Leotiomycetes, Helotiales, Sclerotiniaceae. The transcript has 7 exons.